GCAUAUGCUUAUGGAAGGUAUGAUCUUUCAUAUGCCCACAUUAAUUUAUGUUACUAUUCGGAAAAGGUUGGAUUCUUUCAAAGAAAGAAUUUUUAGGCUUUAGUUUAGCCCUCUUAAUUUUUAAACAGCUUUAAGAGCCUAAAAAAGCAGCCUUUACUCUCCCUUUGAUUCGUUCACCGAAGCUUUGUCCUUUUAUCAGAUACACACACACAACACACACCCACAAAAUUCAGAUUUUAAGUAUUUUGCUUUCUACGAAAGGUUUCUUAGGAGCAGAAAUGUCAAUGGAUUUGAAAUUGGAACUGCAAACUGCUCAUUUUUGUGAACUUUCCUGCAGUUUUUUAUGUGAUUCAAAGUUGUGUUAAGCCCCUUUCCUUUCACAGAUUGUUGGGUACUAUUAGGGAAGCUUCUUUGUUGAAUUUUCAGGACACUAGAUAUCUAGUGUGGUUUGGGAUACUGUUGAACUGUGGCCGUGGUUGAAGAUUGUAUAGAUAGCAAGUUGUUUCGCGCCCCUUUCCUUUCGUAGAUUGUUGGAUAAUAAGCUUCUUUAUUUUCUUUUAGGAAUAUUAUAAAUCUAGUGUGGUGUGGGAUACCGUUGAACUGUGGCCGUGGUUGAAGAUUGUAUAGGAUAUUAGAUAUCUAUUGUGGUUUGGGAUACCAUUGAUCUGUGGCCGUGGUUGAAGAUUGUAUAGAUAACAAGUUGUGUUACUCCCCUUUCCUUCCGUAGAUUGUUGGAUAUUAGGGAAGCUUCUUUGUUGAAUUUUCUGGAUAUUGGAUAUCUAGUGUGGUUUGGGAAACCGUUGAACUGUGGUCGUGGUUAAAGAUUUUAUAGCUAGGUGGCUAGGCCAAUUUGGAACAUUGGAGUGAGAAAAGAUGGAUAAAAAUGGGGGUGAGGAUUGGAGGGAGAUGGUGAGGAAAAUGCUUCCUCCGGGGGCUCCCUUUCCCGAAGAGGAUAGCAUGGAUUAUUCGAUAGCAUUAGAGUAUAAGGGCCCUCCAAUUUCAUAUGAGCUUCCAAGAGUAGAACCCGUUGACACGACUGCAGAUGCAGUUCCAGUAGCUGAACCUGAUUCAGAAUCUACAAGUGAAACAGCCCAUGUGCUAGAACCAAUCCGUUUGCCUGUGUCCCGUAUUGCAACAGUCACCUGUCCUCCUAGUCAAAGUCCUAGGAUGUCGGGAAGUUCUGAGUCCGUGGUGUCAGUUUUGCAGAAUGCUGAUUCAUCUUCGCGUUCGCCUUCCCCUUCCCCUUCGGCUUCCCUCGGUUCAGUGUACAGUCAGAAAAGUAGUGUCCCUAGAGAGCCUGCUAACGAGGGGAGGAGGGCCACAGUCGUCACCUUUAACACUUUUGAUAGGUCGGAAGGGAGGGUGCCGGAUACGGAGAAACAAGUGUAUCCCGAAUUUGUUGGCGUGACCAAAGAGAAAAAAAAGAAGAGAAAACAAACUAGAUUCUGUUAUAGGUGUGGGAAAGGAAAGUGGGAAACAAAGGAAUCAUGUCUGGUUUGUAAUGCAAAGUAUUGUAGCAACUGUGUGCUCAGAUCAAUGGGGUCGAUGCCGGAGGGACGGAAGUGCGUUGCUUGCAUUGGCGAGCCCAUUGAUGAGCCGAACCGUGCCAAAUUAGGUAAACAUUCGAGGGUUUUGUCACAUUUACUGAGUCCUUUAGAAGUCAAGCAUAUAAUGAGGGCUGAAAGAGAGUGUUCGGCUAAUCAGCUUCGACCGGAGCAGCUGAUUGUGAAUGGAUAUCCUUUGAAACCUGAGGAGAUGGCGGAUCUCCUCGGAUGCCCUCUUCCUCCCAGGAAACUGAAGCCAGGCGUGUACUGGUACGAUAAGGAGUCGGGUCUUUGGGGAAAGGAUGGUGAAAAGCCGGAUAAAAUCAUCAGUUCGAACCUAAACUUCACGGGGAAACUUAGUCCUCAUGCGAGCAACGGGAACACUGAGGUAUACAUGAAUGGUCGAGAAAUCACAAAACUUGAGCUGAGAGUAUUAAAGCUUGCCAACGUGCAAUGCCCUCGUGAUACUCAUUUUUGGGUUUAUGACGAUGGUCGUUACGAGGAAGAAGGCCAAAAUAAUAUCAGAGGCAAUAUAUGGGAAAAGGCAUCAACUCGAUUCGUCUGUUCCUUGUUCUCUUUGCCUGUGCCCCAAGGUCAGCCUCACGGACACAGGGACGAGCCUAGCAGUUAUGCUACUGUAUCGAAUUAUCUCGAGCAGAAAAAGAUCCAGAAGCUUCUCCUACUCGGCCUUCCCGGCUCCGGAACCAGCACUAUAUUCAAGCAGGCGAAAUUUUUGUACGGGAGCAAGUUUACAACUGAAGAACUGCAGGAAAUCAAGCUUAUGAUCCAAAGCAAUAUGUACAAGUAUCUCAGCAUUCUGCUCGAUGGCCGAGAGCGCUUUGAGGAGGCCGUAUUAGGAAGCAACAGGUCGAGUUCAGAUGAACAGAUCUCUGAAUCGGAGGAAGGUGUCGACUCCAGCGAACAUAGUCAGUGUGUAUACUCGCUCAAUCCGAAGUUGAAGCAUUUCUCUGACUGGCUCCUCGAUAUCAUCGCCACUGGUGACUUGGAGGCGUUCUUUCCUGCUGCAACGCGGGAGUAUGCACCGCUCGUUGAAGAAAUUUGGAGAGAUCCCGCUGUACAAGAGACGUACAAGAGGAAGGACGAACUUCACUUUCUACCAGAUGUCACCGAGUACUUCCUAAGCAGGGCUGUCGAGAUUUCAAGCAACGAGUACGAACCUACGGACCGUGACAUACUUUAUGCCGAAGGGGUGACGCAAGGGAACGGUUUGGCCUUUAUGGAGUUCUCCCUCGACGACCGGAGCCCUAUGUCAGAAACCUACACGGAUAAUUUGGAUGGCCCGUUGCUGUCUCCAACCAAGUACCAACUGAUCAGAGUGAACGCCAAGGGGAUGAACGAGGGAUGCAAGUGGGUGGAGAUGUUCGAGGACGUCCGAGCAGUGGUCUUCUGCGUCGCCCUCAGCGACUACGACCAGGUGUGGUCCCCACCGGAGAGCAGCGGGGAGCCGCUCCUGAACAAGAUGAUCCAAAGCAGAGACCUCUUCGAGUCGAUGAUCAGGCACCCUUGCUUCAGCGACACCCCUUUUGUGCUGAUCCUGAACAAGUACGACCUCUUCGAGGAGAAAAUCAACCGCGUCUGUCUAGGCACGUGCGACUGGUUCACCGACUUCUGCCCCGUCCGGACCCAGCACAGCAACCAGUCCCUAGCGCAGCAAGCCUACUUCUACGUGGCUGUCAAGUUCAAGGAGCUGUACGCUUCACUGACGGGGCGGAAGCUCUUCGUGUGGCAGGCGAGGGCGAGGGACCGGGCCACGGUCGACGAGGCAAUCAAGUACACGAGGGAGGUGGUUAGAUGGGAUGAUGACAAGGAAGAGAACUACUAUGGUGGUGGAGAAGACUCGUUUUACAGCACAACAGAUGUGGACUCCUCGCCCUUUUACCCACAAGACUAAAAUAUGAUUAUACAAUGUGAUUUUUUGGUGAUAUAGAAUGCUUUGAAAUGCAAUUUUGGAUUGUAAAUAGGUGUAUAUUUGUGGGAUUGUGUUGCAGGUUUCAGAUUAUAAGUGUAACAUUAUCCUAUACAAGUCUUUUGCUGGUAAGAUUUUUUUUUUUUGGAUUAA
This is a messenger RNA of Salvia miltiorrhiza (redroot sage), 3624 nucleotides long. Its product is annotated as extra-large guanine nucleotide-binding protein 3-like. Gene Ontology annotation, cellular component: heterotrimeric G-protein complex. The transcript has 10 exons. NCBI's taxonomy places the organism in Eukaryota, Viridiplantae, Streptophyta, Magnoliopsida, Lamiales, Lamiaceae. Gene Ontology annotation, molecular function: G-protein beta/gamma-subunit complex binding; GTPase activity; G protein-coupled receptor binding. The coding region runs from base 874 to 3456 and encodes 860 amino acids. Gene Ontology annotation, biological process: adenylate cyclase-modulating G protein-coupled receptor signaling pathway. The record is from RefSeq and is a predicted model, not a curated record.